AAAACUCUAUUUAAUCUUUUAUCCAUUUGUUUUCAAAGCCAAAAUCCCAUCACUUUCUUUCUUCGAUUUCCAAGUUUUCAAACAAUGGCUACUCUCACCUCUUCCAUGCACACUAAUCUCCUUUCCGCUCCUUCUUCUUCUUCUACCUUUUCCACUUUCCCCGCUUCAUUCUCUCUUCUCACUUCUACCAACUCCUCUGCCCUCAAAAUCCACCCUCUUUCUUCCCAUACUUCACCUUUCUUCAACUCCUGCAACUGCUUCACAACCAUUCAGAUUGCUCCCCGGAACCGCCAUGCCGCAAACUCUUUCACUAUUCGCAUGUCCUGGGAUGGCCCCCUCUCCUCUGUUAAAUUAAUUGUCCAAGGCAAGAAUUUGGAGUUGACUGAAGCAGUUAAGAAGCAUGUGGAAGAGAAGGUUGGCAAGGCAGUUCAGAAGCACAGUCACUUAGUGAGAGAAGUAGAUGUCAGGCUAUCAGUUCGAGGUGGAGAGUUUGGGAAGGGUCCGAGGAUUAGAAGAUGCGAGGUUACUUUAUUCACGAAGAAGCAUGGAGUUGUGCGUGGAGAGGAAGAUGCUGAGACUGUCUAUGCGAGCAUUGAUUUGGUAUCUUCUAUCAUACAAAGGAAGUUGAGAAAGAUUAAAGAGAAAGAUUCAGACCGUGGCCGACACAUGAAAGGAUUUGACAGAUUGAAAGUAAGAGAACCUGCACCAAUAGUUGUUGAAGAUGAGGAAGAGGAAGAGGAAGUUUCUCUGGAAGAUAGUGGAGAAGUUAUUGAUGAGAUCGUUCGGACAAAAUACUUUGAUAUGCCUCCUUUGACUGUUGAAGAAGCAAUCGAACAACUCAAAAAUAUUGACCAUGAUUUCUAUGGUUUCCGGAACGAAGAAACUGGUGAGAUUAACAUCUUAUAUAAAAGAAAGGAUGGAGGAUAUGGACUUAUCAUCCCAAAAGAAAAUGGCAGAGCUGAGAAAUUAGAGCCUGUGACAGUUGAGCCAGCCAGAGAACCUUCCUUGGCGGAAUGAUUGGAGUUCACAGAGAAAGUUUCAUGUUGAAGAUAUCUUACAACUGCUAGAUUCACUUAAAACUUGGCAUAAUUUUACUGGCACUGUUGCAUCUGAAGGCAUAGCUUGCAGAGAGUAUAUAGAUAUAGUUUUGAGGUAACAUGAUGAUGAGACAAUUUUGGAAUAAGAAAUAUGAGUAUCAAGUGUUGAGUAAAAUGAGAUGCAGAAUGUUGUAAUGAAUGAACGAUUCAGCAUGCAGUGAUUACCAACAUGCAAAUAUGCUAUAAUCUUUUCUAAUCGUGGCCAGUUUUGGUUA
Molecule: messenger RNA, 1312 nt
Organism: Momordica charantia (bitter melon)
Lineage: Eukaryota; Viridiplantae; Streptophyta; Magnoliopsida; Cucurbitales; Cucurbitaceae
Product: 30S ribosomal protein
Biological process (GO): primary metabolic process; negative regulation of translational elongation
Cellular component (GO): cytosolic small ribosomal subunit
Molecular function (GO): ribosomal small subunit binding
Source: RefSeq, a predicted model, not a curated record